AUUUAAUUACUUUUUCAAAUAAACUUCAAUAGCUCAAAACAUAACAAACAGGUACUAGCGUAAAGAGAACAGGUAGUCACGUGACUAAUACCCGUAAGCCCUCUCGGGUGCUCUACAUCUCGUCAGCGUCCUAAAACUACAACUGACUUGAAAKAGUAUUUCUAGAAUUGAUGACAUCAUGAGUUUUGCUCGUAAAUCACAACGACAAUGUUACCGUUGUUUCCUUUGGUUUUCAAUCGAUUUGACAUCUUUAUUGUCAGCAAAACAGACUUGUGUGAACAGUAAGCUUACUGACAGCUAUUUUACCCUAAUGACACACGAACAAUCCACGGGUUUUUUCGCCUAUGGUAAGGGUGGCACUGUGGAUAGGGUCCAUUGCGGAUAACUUUCGCACGUUACGAAAACCAUCUCGACGAACUGCAAGAGGACUGUUAGUGUUGAUUGCAUUUUGUACAGGAGCCUUGGUUUAUUGGACUCAUUCAAACAUACAGACUCAAGGAUUAAAAGAACCACGAAUUCAACGUCGAGCACGCAGCCAACCAAUCACGAAGCACCUCAAACUAAAGAAAAARCAUCUUCAUUUCCCGGAUGAUUACCACUCUAAAGGAGUCUUAUCUCUACCUUAUGGAGACAUUGUGGAGACCUUUGAGGUCUGGUACUCAGGCUCACGCGGUAUGAGUAGGAUUGACUAUUAUGGAGGAAUGGAUCGAACYUAUCAGCGCAGCGACUUGGGAAAAUAUGGYUUUGCAUGUAAAGUUGUCCCAGAAUUUUCCGAAAAGACUCAAAAGACUUUCAAAGGUUGUCUUCAUCGUCAAGGAACAAAACAGUUUGGAAUMAAACCUCAAAGCAUAAUYCCGUCAUUUGACUUCUUUGCGUUUGAUGGCCACGUUAACUUUCGCGGCAAGCCAUGCUCAAAGUGGAAACAUAGUUUUAAAAUCUACAACAAAGUGAAUACGUACACAUUCUACACGUCACAGUCGCGACCAUACAAACCAGUACGAUAUGAGAUGAUGGGAUACGAUACACUAUUAUCAUCCUACUAUGAUCAUUACAUACUCGACUAUCACUCGUUUGACGCAUGGAAUUUUGACUACAGCGUCUUUAAAAUACCUUCGAAUUUAAACUGUUUUGACUUCACAAAAGGACACUUAGCUGGAGCUGUGGGAGAGAUCAAUCCCAUGUCAGAAUUUAUGCCUCAUCRACAUYYGUCAGAGUUAAAACAGCCAAUKACCACUACUCCCCCUCCCUCUACAACCUCAUCUUUAGACGAAUCUGAAAACUCUUUGGAAUAUUUACUGGAACAGCUAAAGAAAAUGCCUUACAGUGACAACAACCCAAYAAAACCAUCAAACACGYCCCUUAAACAGGUCCCAAAUAAYAAAAUACAUCACCAAGCCACUUUGCAACACUACGAGGACAUUUUGAACGAACUGUUUUCUGCGUUCAAACGGAGUUUUAACAAGGAAUAUGGAUCUCAUCAUGAACACGAACGACGGAAAGACAUUUACAGACAUAACAUGAGAUUCAUCAAGUCUCGUAAUAGACAAAACUUGACGUACAAACUGAAGCCAAAUCACAUGACCGACAUGACCGCUAAGGAGGUUGAGCUGCAGAAAGGCUUGUUGCAUGGAGUUGAUAGUGCGUUCAAUGGAGGAAAAACAUUCUUUACAUCAAAAAGUAGAAAAUUACCUAACCGUGUGGACUGGAGAAAAGCCGGUGCUGUCAGUCAUGUCAAAAGCCAAGGAAUCUGUGGUUCUUGCUAUGCGUUCGCUGUAGCGGGUGCYUUGGAAGGAGCGUACUUUAUCAAGACUGGUAACCGAUUAAACCUCUCCGAGCAGCAGAUCGUUGACUGUACGUGGGGUUUUGGUAAUCGUGGCUGUAAGGGUGGCUAUCCUUAUAGAGCAAUGCAGUGGAUACUAAAACAUGGUGGUCUUGCUACAGAAGAGAGUUACGGAAAAUACCUUGCACAGGAAGGGUACUGCCACUUUAAAAACACAACUAUUGGAGCUAAACUGGAAUCUUACAUGAACAUCAGGAAGGGCAAUACAAGCGARUURAAAAUGGCCGUCGCGUUAUAUGGUCCUGUGACUAUCCUCAUAAAUACACAACCUAAAUCCUUYAAGUUUUAUGGAUCUGGAGUUUAUUAUGAUGCGCAGUGCACUCAUGCAUUGGACCACGCUGCACUAGCGGUAGGGUACGGCGUUGAGAGGGGCAUACCAUAUUGGUUGGUGAAAAACUCAUGGUCAGARAUAUGGGGCGAUAAGGGUUAUAUUAAGAUAGCCAUGAAGGACGAUAACUGUGGUGUGACUCAGAAAGCUGUGGUAGUUUCUGCUAAAGCAACAUAAUGUUUACAGGUGGAACAACCAUGGAAGAGUUUAGAAACGAAGAGCUUUGGGCUUUCCAAAUAUACAGCAAUAAACAUAUAACAAAGUUAUUAUAAGCAUUUGAAUCCUAUGAUUUGGAGUCAAGGCAUAUUGAACAACAUAGGCAAACGCGAUGCAUAUUGAAAAACAUGUAAUUGCUCUAGGAGCAGUUAAUCAUAUUGUAUUAUUUAAUGUACAGUAUUUCAUAAUUUUAGCGAGAUGAAAAAGUCUCAACAGCUAAAAUGAUUACUGCAUUUUGUAUUUUUUUGUCCAAUUAUUUAUAUUAUUAUUAUUAUCAAAUUAAUUAUACAUACCGUGUAUUAAAAUGAAAAUAUUGUACAUCCAAAGUAAUGUAUAUAUAUUUGCAAAAACAAAUUUUGUAUUUUAUUGARUUUAAAUGUUUAUUUUAAUAAAUGACCUUUUGUAUAA
This is a messenger RNA of Exaiptasia diaphana, 2792 nucleotides long. RefSeq lists its product as uncharacterized. Gene Ontology annotation, cellular component: lysosome. The transcript has 10 exons. Gene Ontology annotation, biological process: immune response. Gene Ontology annotation, molecular function: cysteine-type endopeptidase activity. The record is from RefSeq and is a predicted model, not a curated record. Bases 345 to 2345 code for a protein of 666 amino acids. Lineage: Eukaryota; Metazoa; Cnidaria; Anthozoa; Actiniaria; Aiptasiidae.